Messenger RNA from Anopheles gambiae (African malaria mosquito), 516 nucleotides. RefSeq lists its product as uncharacterized. Lineage: Eukaryota; Metazoa; Arthropoda; Insecta; Diptera; Culicidae. The record is from RefSeq and is a predicted model, not a curated record. Bases 1 to 429 code for a protein of 142 amino acids. The transcript is spliced from 2 exons.
AUGGCUACCACCCCAGAGAGAAUGCUGAGUGCGUCGGAAUUGGUCGACCUGGCCCCCUUGGCGACUGAGCCAGGGAAUGAUCUGAUUUCGACCGUACAGGAACGGGAUAAGCAUAAGGUCGCUCAAGAUCAGAGUGUCGAGAAGCCGGAUGAGGAUCAGUCGAAAAUCGAGAAGGCUCUAGAAGAUGCAAUGAGCGACAUUGUGGAGCGAGGUGAAAGUGAAGACAUCAGUGGAAAGCCGAUAGCUGAAAGUGACAAGCUAGAAGCUUUGGAGGAAAUCCCGCAAGAGGCAAACAUCGUGGACGAGGAUCACGUCGAGCAAGAGACCACUCACGACGAAGCUCACGAUGAAGCUCACGAUGAAGCCAUCGUGGAGGCCUCGGAAGAUGCAGCGGAAGGCGAAGAUCGCUGUGCACGUGUGGAGGUUUAAGCUGUUGAGCAGUGGAGCUGGCGAUGAGCUGAGUUGGUGUGCCGAUUCCUGCCAGCAGCGUGAAGAGUGAAGGGAGCGAAUGAACUG